Molecule: messenger RNA, 410 nt
Organism: Hyaloscypha bicolor E
Lineage: Eukaryota; Fungi; Ascomycota; Leotiomycetes; Helotiales; Hyaloscyphaceae
Exons: 1
Coding region: 195-410 (71 amino acids)
Source: RefSeq, a predicted model, not a curated record
AACAAAUACAGCCCUCACCAACUCAGCAUUAUGACGACACAAAGCUCCCUUGCAGGCCUGGAAACAUAUGAGAACCUGAAUGUUGAAUACGAAAACGCCUACGCAGACAACACAUUCAAAGAAGCCUGCAUCACAAAGCCAUAUCUAUACUUGCUUCUGGAUCGCGACUUAUAGACGUGGGAUGUGGAGCCGGUAUGGCAGUUGCGGACAUGCUAUCUUGGGCAGAGCUUGAUGUUGUCGGCUUCGACAUCUCACCCAAGACGGUUCGCCUCGCACAGUCACGAGUCAAAGGUCUCUACACUAUCUCUGACAUGCUCAGCUACGAUCCCGAUUGCCAAUUCGCUGCUGUUUUCAUUGUCUUUUCUCACCUACCGCUCUCGUUUGCAGAUUUCAGCGCCGCUGCUUACUAG